Messenger RNA from Dromaius novaehollandiae (emu), 5541 nucleotides. RefSeq names its product transient receptor potential cation channel subfamily M member 2 (gene TRPM2). The transcript is spliced from 31 exons. Bases 45 to 4328 code for a protein of 1427 amino acids. Gene Ontology annotation, cellular component: plasma membrane. Gene Ontology annotation, molecular function: ligand-gated calcium channel activity. The record is from RefSeq and is a predicted model, not a curated record. Lineage: Eukaryota; Metazoa; Chordata; Aves; Casuariiformes; Dromaiidae. Gene Ontology annotation, biological process: release of sequestered calcium ion into cytosol.
AUCUCAUCUCGUGGAUUCCUGAAAACAUCCGGAAGAAAGAGUGCAUGUACUUUGUUGAAAGCUCCCAGACAUCAGACUCUGGGAGGGUUGUGUGCGAGUGCGGCUACCUCAGGGAACAGCACAUAGAAGAUGCUGCCAAGCCUCCCAUCUUCCUGGGAAAGGAAUGGGACCCCAGCAGGCACAUCCAGGAAAUGCCGACAGAUGCCUUUGGUGAUAUCCGCUUCACAGGCCUGGGGCAGAAGAUGGGAAAGUACGUGCGUGUCUCCUCGGAUACGCCCCCACGGAUCAUCUACCACCUCAUGACACAGCACUGGGGCCUCGAUGCACCCAACCUCCUCAUCUCAGUCACUGGGGGAGCCAAAAACUUCAUCAUGAAGCCAAGGCUGAAGAAUAUCUUCCGGCAAGGGCUAGUCAAAGUGGCCCAGACCACCGGGGCUUGGAUCAUCACAGGGGGGACCCACACCGGUGUGAUGAAACAGGUGGGAGAGGCAGUGCGAGAAUUCAUCCUGAACAGCAACUACAAGGAGAGCGAGAUUGUCACCAUUGGCAUAGCCACCUGGGGGACCGUGUACAACCGGGACACCCUAAUCUGCCCCAUGGGUGGCUUUCCAGCUGAGUAUGCACUGGAUGAGGAGAACCAAGGGAGCCUGUCCUGCCUGGACAGCAACCACUCCCACUUCAUUCUGGUGGAUGAUGGGACCCAUGGGCGGUAUGGUGUGGAAAUUUCCCUGAGGACCAGGCUGGAGAAAUUCAUUUCUGAGCAGACCAAGGUGAAAGGAGGUGUUGCGAUCAAGAUCCCCAUCGUGUGUGUGGUGCUAGAAGGAGGCCCUGGGACACUCGAUACCAUCUACAAUGCCAUCAACAAUGGGACCCCCUGUGUGAUUGUGGAGGGGUCUGGCCGUGUGGCCGAUGUCAUUGCACAGGUGGCCAGCCUGCCUGUCCCCAAGAUAACUAUUGCCUUGAUCCAGAAGAAGCUGAGCGUGCUCUUCCACGACACCUACGAGUACUUCACUGAGGGCAAGCUGGUGGAGUGGACCAAGAAGAUCCAAGACAUAGUGCGGAGCCGGCAGCUCCUAACAAUUUUCAGAGAGGGCAAGUAUGGCCAGCAGGAUGUGGAUGUUGCCAUCCUGCAGGCCCUGCUCAAAGCAUCCCGAAACCGGGACCACUUUGGCCAUGAGAACUGGGACCACCAGCUGAAGUUAGCUGUGGCGUGGAACAGGGUGGACAUUGCUCGGAGUGAGAUCUUCACAGAUGACCAUGAGUGGAGGCCCACAGAUCUGCACCCUGUGAUGGCAGCUGCCCUGAUCUCCAACAAGCCAGAGUUUGUCAAGCUGUUCCUGGAGCAGGGAGUGCGUCUCAAGGAGUUUGUCACCUGGGAUGCCCUGGUUUACCUCUAUGACAACAUAGCACCGUCCUGCCUGUUCCACAGCAAGCUGCAGAAGGUCCUGCUGGAGGAGAAGGAGCACACAGCUGGCUCCAAAAUACCGAGACUCCAACUGCACCAUGUCUCGCAGGUGCUGCAGGAGCUGCUAGGCCGCUCCACGCAGCCCCUCUACCCUAAGCCCAAGCACACGGAGCGGCCCCGGCUGUCCAUCCCUGUUCCACACAUCAAGCUCAACGUCCAGGGGUCGAGCCUCCGGUCCCUCUACAAGCGCUCUGCCAACCGAGUCGCCUUCACCAUGGACCCAGUCCGUGACCUACUCAUCUGGGCUGUGGUCCAGAACCACAAGGAGCUGGCGGAAAUCAUCUGGACACAGAGCCAGGACUGCACAGUGGCUGCUCUGGCCUGUAGCAAGAUCCUGAAGGAGCUUGCCAAGGAAGAGGAAGACACAGACACCACUGAGGAAAUGCUGGCCCUGGCCGAGCAGUAUGAGCACAAAGCCAUUGGGGUGUUCACAGAGUGCUACCGCAAGGAUGAAGAGAGAGCCCAGAAGCUCCUCAUCCGUGUCUCUGAAGCCUGGGGGAAGACAACGUGUCUGCAGUUGGCACUGGAGGCCAAGAACAUGAAUUUUGUGUCUCAUGGGGGUGUGCAGGCCUUUCUAACCAAAGUCUGGUGGGGCAAGAUGUCUGUAGACAACGGGCUCUGGCGGGUGAUUGUGUGCAUGCUGUUCUUCCCAUUUCUCUACACCAGCCUCAUCACCUUCAGGGAGAAGAAGCUGCAGCCCAUGGGCUGCCUGACACGUUUCCGAGCCUUCUUCACAGCACCCGUCGUCAUCUUCCACAUGAACAUCCUGUCUUACUUCACCUUCCUCUUGCUCUUUGCCUACGUCCUGAUGGUUGACUUCCAGUCAUUGCCAUCCUGGCGGGAAUACCUCAUCUACUUCUGGCUCUUCUCCCUGGUGUGCGAGGAGACCCGCCAGCUGUUAUAUGACCCGGAUGGGUUUGGGAUCCUGAAAAUGGCUUCCCUGUACUUCAAGGACUUCUGGAAUAAGCUGGAUGUCUGCGCCAUUCUGGUCUUUAUCACAGGGCUGACUUGCAGGCUGAUCCCAUCAACUUUGUAUCCUGGGCGGAUCAUACUGUCGCUGGCUUUUACUAUUUUCUGCUUGCGUCUGAUGCACAUUUUCACAGUCAGUAAGACGCUGGGGCCCAAGAUCAUCAUUGUGAAACGCAUGAUGAAGGAUGUCUUCUUCUUCCUCUUCCUGCUAGCAGUGUGGGUGGUGUCUUUUGGGGUUGCCAAGCAGGCUAUCCUGAUCCACAAUGAGGAACGUGUGGAGUGGCUUUUCCGUGGAGUCGUGUACCACUCCUACCUGACCAUCUUUGGGCAAAUCCCCUCUUACAUCGAUGGGGUCAACUUUAACAUCGAUCAGUGCAGCCCCAAUGGGACCGACCCCUACAAGCCCAAGUGCCCAGAGACCAAUGAGGACAGCAAGGAGCCCAUCUUCCCAGAGUGGCUGACGGUCAUCUUACUGUGCCUGUACCUGCUCUUCACCAACAUCCUCCUCCUGAACCUCCUCAUCGCCAUGUUCAACUACACGUUUCAGCAGGUCCAGGAGCACACGGAUCAGAUCUGGAAGUUUCAGCGGCACGACCUCAUCGAGGAGUACCAUGGCCGCCCGCCUGCACCUCCCCCCUUCAUCCUCCUCAACCACCUGCAGCUCCUGGUCCGGCGGAGCCUGCUCCGCAGGCCAGCCACACGCCACAAGCAGCUCAAAGAGAAGCUGGAGAAGAAUGAAGAAGCUGCUCUCCUCUCCUGGGAGAUGUAUCUGAAGGAGAACUACCUGCAGCACCAGCAGUGCCAGGAGAAGCAGAACACAGAGCAGAAGAUCCGAGACAUUGCACAGAGAGUUGAUGUACUGGCAGACCUGCUGGACUUGGAUCGAGUGAAGAGAACAGGGCUGGUGGAGCAGAGACUGGUCGCCCUGGAAGAGCAGAUGCAUCAGAGCGCUAAAGCCUUGAACUGGAUGAUGCAGGCCCUACACGGGAAUGGCUUCGGUUUAGACAAGGACAUGCCACCCUUGGUCUCCAGCAAAGCCUCAGAGACAAGGGAGUUUGACCUGGAGGAGAAAACUGAGGAGAUGAAGCCCCCAUACCACGUGCUUGCUCGAAACCUCCUAUAUCCAGGGUCUCACACUAUCCGCUUCCCUGUGCCGGAUGAGAAGGUGCCGUGGGAGGUGGAGUUCCCGCUCUACAGCCCUCUCUCCUACUCAGCCAACCACAAGGACAUGGCUGUGCAGGACCCAUUCAGCCCGUCCUUGGAGUCUCUCCUGAAGAUCAAUUACAAUGCCAUGGAUGGGAUGAUCAACCGGCAAAGCUUCCACGGCCUCUACACAGUGCAGGAUGGGCUGCCACUGAAUCCCAUGGGCAGGACAGGGCUACGAGGCCGCGGGAGCCUGCACUGCUUUGGACCCAACCAUGCCCUGCACCCAGUUGUGACCCGAUGGAGGAGGAAUUCGGAUGGAUCCAUUAUCAGGAAGAGCUUGAAGAAGAUGCUGGAAGUCUUAGUUGCCCAGUACCCCCUGUCAGAUGUCUGGGCUCUGCCUGGGGGGUCACUGGAGCCAGGUGAGAUGCUGCCACUGAAGCUCAAGUGGAUCCUGCGCCGGGAGUUCUGGCCCCAAUUCCAGAACCUGUUGAAACACGGCACAGAGAUACACAAGGGGUACCUCGACGACCCCCGCAACACAGACAAUGCCUGGGUCGAGACUGUUGCCAUCAGCGUGCAUUUUGAUGACCAGAACGAUGUGGAGAUGAAGCGGAUGAAUUCGUUCCUCCAAGGCUGUGACCCAGAGCUGUGCAUCCGCUGGCAGGUGCUGGACAAGAGGAUGCCUCUGCAUGCCAACCACAAGGAGCUCCUGCACAAGGUCUCAGCCCUCCUAGGCUCCUACUUCUGAGUCCUCGAGCACAGGCCAGGACUCCUGCUGUGCUGGACCAGGAUGCUGUUUGGGACUUGCAGCUCUGCCCCCAGGUCCCCUGUGAGGCCAUGGGCAGCUGCUGGAGACAAGGUUUCUUAUGGUACUUUGGGUCCCUUCAUGAAUGUACAUCUCAGGUCUCUGGGAGGAGAAAUGCCCCUCCCCCACUAUGGUAUACUGCAGCCACCAAGCUCCUGGGGGCAGGGGCUGUCUGGGCUGUGCCCAUGCAGCAUGCUGGUCACUGCUGGGGCAGGAAUCCCAUGGCCCCACCCUUUGAAGGGGCAGAGCUCAGCCCCAGCCUGUCUCUUGGUGCUGCCACAUCAGCCAAGUCACUAGCCCAGGGCCUGGGGGCAAGCAGACUCGCAGGACUGUUCCUGCAAGGAUUCCCUUCUCUGAGCUCCCUCUGUGGUGCCAGCACCGGAGAUCUUCCUGCCCCAGCUCCCUCUCCACCCAGGGCAUUCAUCAGGCAUUUUUGUUCCCUUGCCAUGCCCCAUUGCCAUGGCUCCAUUUCCAGCCAACCCACACCCAGCAACAUGGUCCCAAGCUGUGAUCCAGUGCUUCUCGUGAAGGUGUGAGUGCCUCGUGGCUUAUAUACUUACAGCUUCAUACCUUCACACAGGUCCCCGCACAUCCCAUACUGUUACUUGACUGUGCCCGAGUACGCCAAGUGCCAUGCUGUAGCUGAACUCCUUCCCUCUGUGCAAGCCAAAGCACCAAUGUCCUGUGCUAAAUGUCACCUGCCUGCCCCAUCCCCUUGCACACAUGAAGGGAAAGGGACAGCUUGCUGGGACACAGGUGGUCCAUGCUCUGUGGCCCCUUGGGCAAGUAGGGACCAGAGUGAGGAGGUUAGUGGGGCCAUUUCAGACAUCUCUGCUCUUAAGGGGUCCUUCACUUAUCUUUUCUGUUGCCUGGUGCAGGGAGAACAAGGCACAGUGGGGACAGUAUUCAGGGGCUCUUGAUAACCCCAGAACAGUCCCAUGGUGUCUUAUUAUGACUGGACUGCCCAGGGAGGGCUUUUCAUUCCCCUGAAUCCUCCCAAUGGAUGGGACGUUGCCCAGCCGGAGCUGCGCUUCCCACACUGGUGAUCAUCACAGCACAACUGCAGCUUCACUGGUGAUGCACUGGGGCUCAGCAAGAGGGUCAGACUGGCAAUUUAGUCAACCCAGCUCAAUAAACUAUGUAUUAAAUAAUUAAA